Messenger RNA from Exserohilum turcica Et28A, 1357 nucleotides. RefSeq lists its product as uncharacterized. The coding region runs from base 171 to 983 and encodes 270 amino acids. The transcript has a single exon. The record is from RefSeq and is a predicted model, not a curated record. NCBI's taxonomy places the organism in Eukaryota, Fungi, Ascomycota, Dothideomycetes, Pleosporales, Pleosporaceae.
GUGAAGAAUGUGCUCUGGUUUUGCAGUGCACGGAUUGACGUUGAACUUUGAGCUGAACGCAAACAUAUCUAAAUAGGACUGACCCUCAGCGACAAUUUCUCAUCGCCACCAGCACAUCUCAAUUCACCUCUAAUACACCUUUCAAGUCUUAUCACGGUUCAGAAACAGCCAUGUCUUCUCUCGUAGUUCUACCUGCACCACUGCCAUCAACGGCCAUCACUUUGGGCCAGCUCAUUACCGACCCCAUCUCAAACACAUCUGCAUCUCUAAAGCCCUCAAAAGCGCCAUCCUCCAAGCAUACAACUCAGUCAAAGCACCAAGAUACCAUCGCCUAUGACGAAGAUGGUCGCUUCACAUCAACACGAUUCCUCUCAAAUCUCAGCAGAGAAGCACCCGAGACCACCUCGAACAUUCUCAAUUUGAAUGCGGAGCAAAUGACACACUCCGCCCUCGACCGACCAACCACCUUCUUCAACCAACUCCGCCGCGACAGAACCACUCGCUCUUUUCUCCGUAAGAUGACGCAACACCAAACCCCAGUCUACUUCGUCACUGGCCUCCAGACCGUGCGGAAGCCCAUCUUCGAACGCGACAGUGCGGGGCAAGACUCCACCGAGACGGCUCCGGACUCCCCACAUCUCCGCUUGCCCGUGAGGCGGGUAGACUCGGCUUCCAAUAUGGCUUUGCAAGAUGGCUCUGAGCAUGACGAGUAUAUUCUUGCGGUGGAACUGCUCAAAAUCAAGUGUCGUGUCGGUGCAAGCAACGAGCCACACACCAUCUCGGAUAUCGAGUACUCGUGGAGUUACCACGGGCUGCAGGAUGAGAGUGAAAAGGAAGAGCAGCUUUCCAUUGGGCUGGGGAAGCCCUUGGAGGCCAAGGAGCUCAAGGCCCUAGCUGGGAUGCCGCUGAAUGAGGAUGCUGCUGGCGAGAGGUGGGCUGAGAGUAGUGAGUACUCGGACGAGGAUGGUAUUGGGGGAUUCUAAACCUGUCAUCCCUGAUCUUCAAUUGAUGAGAUGUCUUUUUUCUUUCUUCUUGUUAGGAUAGGAGCAGGUGUUCUUUGGGGCUGGAUGGGAAAAAGUAUUGGGGAGGCUAUUAGCAGGUUGCAUAGCUGGCAUGGUAUAUGGUGUUUUGAUUUCUUGUGGAGAUAACUUGAUGGGAUUGAUAUGUUCUUCAAUCCACGAUAAUGAAACCGCUUCAACGAUUUCUAUUUUGACGUGCUAAAGUAAGAAUGAUAAUCUAUCAGGAGAUCAAAUCCGCUCGCAUGAGGAACAAAGUGUUGAAGACUUUCCGUCCGGUUGAUGAGCACUGGAUAUUGCAGAUGGAUCAUAAAGGAUGGAGUAGGAAGAAUGGAUGGAGC